Desarmillaria tabescens is the source of this 1668-nucleotide messenger RNA. RefSeq lists its product as uncharacterized. Bases 1 to 1668 code for a protein of 555 amino acids. The transcript has 11 exons. The record is from RefSeq and is a predicted model, not a curated record. Lineage: Eukaryota; Fungi; Basidiomycota; Agaricomycetes; Agaricales; Physalacriaceae.
AUGCCUAGUCAUGAUCACUUGGCGGACACGACGCCGCAGUCUGGGACAUUAUCAGAAGCUGGGAAUUCGAGUAUCAUGUCCCAGCCUGUUAAAGCUGUGGAUACCGCCUUUCCAUCGCCUGACACCGCAACACCGUUUAGCGAGUUGGAAAAGUCCGUGCAAAUGGCUGAGUGGUGCUCUGUCAUUGGGGAACUAUUCUACCCCAUUGCCCCUACGGACUUCGAGCGAUAUCAACGACCAGAUACGGUAGAAGACAAACAUAUCAACUAUGACAUCGCUAGGUUGACAGUCUCAUUCUCCCGUGAACCUCCUCAACCGUGGACUUCAUAUAUCCAUCCUGAAGGGGGCCGUUAUUUCCGCUGGGAACACGAUCUGUUUACUGUCUACACUGAUGCGCAUUUGUUUAACCCUGAAGUAUUACAAGCUGUUCAGCAAUUUGUAGACCAAGUCGAUGGAUAUCUGACGCGCCAUGAUAUCACAGAGGUGUCAUUUGACGCAGAAAACGUGGAUCUCGUCUUGGAUGUUACUCUCAGCAAGUCGAACAGGACAAUUUGCGGAUACUACUUUGCCUAUCACCCAAAUCGAACAGUAUUCUGGUUGGAUGAAUUUGAAUCUUCAGAACGCCUUUGGCGAGACAUCAAUGGGGUUGCUUCGCAAGAUCACAUUCUACAUGAAAUACAGUCACAAUACUGGCAUCACUGCGCUCUCUUUCCGUCUCCUGGAUGUGCAUCGCAAGUAGUAAUCGAAGAAUUGAGAGAUAUCAUUCUCCAUGCCAUCGGCGAGUUACCAGAUAGUUUGGUGUCAACGACGUCCACGGUUUCGUAUAGUAUGGAGGAGUUACGCGGAAUGCUACAACUUCUUCCUUCGAAGAGUCGAGAUUUCAACGACGAUUCUGGACCCGGGGUUUCUCGAAUUAUUUACAUCCUCAUGAAACACUUUGCCCACGACCGCUUUCUUCACUUUUACGGUGAACCUGUCGCACGUCUCAAUCGCGGUACCUCCAUUUAUGACAAGAACAAGGUUCACAAAUGCUCCUUUCUAUUUCACGUGCUCAAAUUCCUGCUCUUCGCCGCACCCUCUGCCUACCUUCAUGAGAUUGAAUCCAUGCUAUCGGACGGGUUGCUCAGUCGGGUGGUCUGGAGAGACUUUGUCGAUAAGAUUUGCAAAGACUGGUCUCAUCUGACUGUAUACUCUACAGUGCUCAUCAAUGUAGACGUCGCGUUUUUAUCUAUCCAAUCGAUCGAUGCUGGUCCGACUAGUUCGCCUCUCAAGAUUGCUGUAUACCUUUCGGUUAUUUCGUCCCUUGGAAGCAUAUUCUUUGCUUUGUUGUUUCUCCGCUGUAACAACACAAGGCUGAAUAUCUCGACCGAUGAAGCUGCGAAGAUCAUGAACUCGUACCAAGACACUUCUUGCAGGUAUGAGAACAUCGCAAUCCUCUACAGUCUUCCGUAUGCUCUGCUCAUGUGGGGGAUCCUCUUUUUCGUCGCCGCGUUCAUGAUCUUGUGUUUGUGGAAGACUCCACCGGUGACUCUCGUGCUAUCUAGCAUGGCAUGGGUUGCUUUGGGUAGUUUGGUCAUCUUCUACGGAUGGGUAAAUUGCACCGGCGCUCGUCAAUGGCUGUUAUCGAUUCGAGAAGACCUAAAGAUGCACCGGCUGCUGGUCAAAUGA